Molecule: messenger RNA, 761 nt
Organism: Cygnus olor (mute swan)
Lineage: Eukaryota; Metazoa; Chordata; Aves; Anseriformes; Anatidae
Product: antimicrobial peptide NK-lysin-like
Exons: 5
Coding region: 185-628 (147 amino acids)
Biological process (GO): sphingolipid metabolic process; defense response to bacterium; antimicrobial humoral immune response mediated by antimicrobial peptide
Cellular component (GO): cytolytic granule
Source: RefSeq, a predicted model, not a curated record
GCAAGGCUGGGGGCGGAGGUGUGGGGCCGCGAGGCGCGGGCCGCGCUCCAUUUUAAGGCCUCGGUGGGUUUCGGCGGCGCUGAGUGGCUCCGCCGGCCCCGCUGCCGGCUCCUGGGGGGCUAUAAAAGCCCCGGGGUGGGGCACGGGGCCGGCACCCGUUGGGUCAGCGUUUGGGGGGCUCGCAAUGGCCGCCGCCUUCCUCCUGCUCCUCGCCCUGGUGGCAGUCGCACAGGCGGAGGAGGUGGCCGAGCCGUGCCAGGGCGGCCCCGCGUCCUGGUGCCGCGACGUGGCCACGGCCAUCCGGUGCCAGAAGGAGCAGCAGUGCCGCCAGCUCUGGGACAGCCUGGGCACGUGGGAUGAGGACGAAGACGACGCGGCGCUGCCGGGCAAGGGGAAGAAAUGCAACUUCUGCAUCAAGGUGCUGCAGCAGCUGAAGAAGAUGGUGGGGGACGACCCCGAUGAGGACACCGUCAACGAGGCGCUGCGGAAGGUGUGCGGCGCCAUGAAGGGCCUGGGCCGGCUCUGCAAGUCCAUGGUGAAGAAGUACGCCGAGCAGAUCGCCGAGGCGCUGCAGAACGACGACGAGCCCCAGGACGUCUGCGCCGCCCUCAAGUUCUGCAAGGGCUGAGCGCCGGGCCCUGACCGCCGCCGCUGAACCCCGAAACCUGAAGGGGGGCCCCGAGCCCCACCGCCAGCCUCCACCUCCCCACCAGCCUCCCUCCCACCCCCUGUCCCCACGCAAUAAAGCAGCUUGUCCCCGC